Messenger RNA from Sceloporus undulatus (fence lizard), 2029 nucleotides. RefSeq names its product trafficking from ER to golgi regulator (gene TFG). Lineage: Eukaryota; Metazoa; Chordata; Lepidosauria; Squamata; Phrynosomatidae. Gene Ontology annotation, biological process: COPII vesicle coat assembly; endoplasmic reticulum to Golgi vesicle-mediated transport. The transcript is spliced from 10 exons. The record is from RefSeq and is a predicted model, not a curated record. Gene Ontology annotation, cellular component: endoplasmic reticulum exit site. Bases 418 to 1614 code for a protein of 398 amino acids. Gene Ontology annotation, molecular function: identical protein binding.
CAGGACUUAUAGGCGCGACGUCCGCGCCUGCGCAGUGGUCGGCUUCCUCUGACGAAGGUCUUUGGUGGUAGUGACGCCUCCUGCCGCCGUCCGGUCGGGGAGGCGGUGUGCGCAUGCGUGGCGGCCCGGCGGAAGGCAGCAACCGCAGCAGUGGGGCAGGAAACGCCUUGGUGGUGGCCUCCAUUUGCCACGUACGGCGGCUGAGAAGGCAGUCAGUAAGAGCGUUUGAUCCUAGAAGAGGGAUCCAAGGUCCACUCAGCCUUUCCAUUCUUUCAUAGGUUCCAUAUACUGCUGCCAAUUAUAUUGGACAAACAGCACUGUAUGGCGGGACAUCUGAUCUCCAGAAAGUAAAAGAGUAAUCUGCCCACUUUUCACUACGUUUUGCAAGACAGCUCUUUAAGAAGGAAGGAGUCAGCCAUGAAUGGACAGCUCGACUUGAGUGGAAAACUAAUUAUUAAAGCUCAGAUGGGUGAUGAUAUUAGGAGAAUUCCCAUUCACAAUGAGGAUAUCACCUAUGAUGAAUUAGUGCUGAUGAUGCAAAGAGUUUUUAGGGGGAAGCUUCUGAGCAAUGAUGAAGUCACAAUAAAAUACAAAGACGAAGAUGGAGACCUUAUAACAAUCUUCGAUAGUUCAGACCUUUCCUUUGCAAUUCAGUGCAGUAGGAUACUGAAACUGACAUUGUUUGUUAAUGGACAGCCAAGGCCUCUAGAAUCCAAUCAAGUAAAAUAUCUCCGCCGAGAACUGAUAGAACUUCGUAACAAGGUGAAUCGUCUGCUAGAUUGCUUAGAGCCACCUGCUGAACCAGGGCUUUCUACUAGCCUUCCUGAAAAUGAUGUUGCAGAGGGUAGGGAAGAAAAGCCUGCUACUACUGACUCGACUGUCAAGCCUUCUACUCAAGUUAUAGCAGCAAGUAUGUCUGCUUUUGAUCCAUUAAAAAAUCAAGAUGGAAUCAACAAAAAUGUCAUGUCAGCAUUUGGGUUGGCAGAUGAUCAGGUGUCGGGACCCCCCAGUGCCCCUGUAGAAGAACGUUCAGGAACACCUGAUAGCAUUGCUUCUGCAUCCUCUGCAGCUCACCCACCAGGUGUUCAGCCACAGCAGCCACCAUAUGGAGGAACUCAGCCACAAACUGGUCAGAUGGAAGGCCAAAUAUAUCAACAGUAUCCACAACAGGCUGGAUAUCCUGCUCAGCAGCCCCAAGCUCAGCCUCAGCAGCAAUAUGGUAUGCAGUAUCCAGCAGGCUACAACCAACAGACUGCGCCUCAGCAAGCACAGCAGUUCCCAGCAUACAGUCAGCAGGCUUCACAGGCUCCAGCUCCUGGCUUUGCUGGCCAGGCUCAGCAGUUGGCAGCUCAGCCUCCCCAGCAGUACCAGGCAGGCACCUAUCCUGCACAGAACUACACAACACAAGCCUCCCAGUCUGCCAGCUAUAAUAUGCCCGCAGCUUCACAACCUGGAAUGGCUCCAAGCCAGUCAGGUGCUUAUCAGCCAAGACCAGGCUUCACACCACCACCUGGAACUACUAUGACACCCCCUCCGAGUGGUCCUAAUCCUUAUGCUCGCAACCGCCCUCCCUUUGGCCAGGGCUACACCCAGCCAGGUCCUGGCUACCGAUAAGGAAGUUGUGUGCUGUUGAAAGGCCCCAGGUAAAUCUAAGCAGCUGCUGAUGCUAAUCCAUCCAUACAGACUCCAAGGUUCUUUAAAUGAAAUAUGAAAACUAAUGAAAGGCAAAAUAUUGUAUGGUAUCACUGUUGCUGUUUAAUUUGCUGGAAUAGAUGACCAAACAGAUCUUGUUUCCUGCUUUAAAUUGUAUUGGCUUUCUAGUUUAAUAUUGGUUCUCUGGAAACACUACUUAAAUGUUUGUAAAGUAAUGACAUUCUAGCUUGCCCUAUUAAACUGCUAGAUGAAAAUCUAGCUGAUUUAUCUGGCUUGUUUUUACUAAUAAAAUGAUGUACUAAAUUAGACCCACUUGUUAAAAACUAGGUAAAAUUGUAACAUGCACACAGAAAUUGAAUAAAACAUUCAAACAUCA